AGUUGAAGGAACACGUCAUUUCACUAUGAUUUUCCACGAAUGACAGAAUUCUAAUGUAUUAAUCAGAUUGUUUCAUCACACAUGGGUUUUUUCCUUGCUACCGUUGUAUGUGUUGCACAACAGAUCAAGCAAAUGUCAUCCAAGAUUCCAAAAGGUGUUAAGUUUCCUCCAGAAAUUAAGAAAGCUGGUUGUAAAUUUGAAUCCAAAGACACAGCAACUGUAUCCGCAACGGCAAAUGCUCCCCAAAAGUCAGACGGUAUACUCAAACCUCAAAAAGAAAACAUGUCAAGGAAAACAGUUGCCCCUAAAGCAAACAAAGGGGUCUCCACCAGGUACGGGCAACAGGCGGAGCAUAAGGGGCAAAACCAGCAUCUGAUGGCAACCAACGGGGAGCUGCAGAAGAACCUCGCAGAGACACAGCAAAAAGUAGCUGAGUUGGAGCUGCAGAUGAGUGGACUUGAAAAGGAGAAUGCAGAGGUUCGGAAAAACCUGAAGGACUGUCACGUAGUCCUACUCGCAGCCAAUAUAGACCCAGUUUUAGGAGAAAAGGUUGGUGAAGCUGCUCAACAAAAUAACGAUAAAAGAAAAGAAGUUAUGAGUGUCUCUACAGACCUGCUGAAUGAAUUAAAAGCGUUUGGAGAUGCUGCAUCACAGCAACGUGCCCGCUUGGAGGGAAUCCAAACAACGAUGAUUGAACUCACGAAAGCACGAGAACAUAUGAUGCAGGAAAGGGAAAACUUCUCCCUGGAGGCGACUGAAAUGGAACGAGUUCUGAAGGAAGCAGAGGCUCUGUUGCUGUGAAAUACAUAUUUUCCUAACUAAAAAGAAGUAUUAAAAACAAAUGUAUGUAUGUUUUAAUUUUUGUGUAAAUGAAAAAUAAAUUAAAGAUUCUUUAUCUGUGUACUCUUUAUCUCAUAUCCCAAACAUUUAAAACCUACUUAAGGAAACAUUUCUUUUCUUUUUUUUAACUCUUAUAUCCACAACGGAAGAUAUUGUUGAGUCGAAGAUCAUAGUCUUGAAAAUGAUCUUCAUUUCUGCAUUCAA
This is a messenger RNA of Pungitius pungitius (ninespine stickleback), 1044 nucleotides long. It is a transcript of the gene knstrn, whose product is annotated as kinetochore localized astrin (SPAG5) binding protein. NCBI's taxonomy places the organism in Eukaryota, Metazoa, Chordata, Actinopteri, Perciformes, Gasterosteidae. The record is from RefSeq and is a predicted model, not a curated record. Gene Ontology annotation, biological process: spindle organization; mitotic sister chromatid segregation; regulation of attachment of spindle microtubules to kinetochore. The coding region runs from base 82 to 801 and encodes 239 amino acids. Gene Ontology annotation, cellular component: mitotic spindle; microtubule plus-end; kinetochore. The transcript is spliced from 8 exons.